Messenger RNA from Dovyalis caffra, 1017 nucleotides. The record is from the annotation of a GenBank genome assembly. Lineage: Eukaryota; Viridiplantae; Streptophyta; Magnoliopsida; Malpighiales; Salicaceae.
AUGGAGACUGCCCGCAUUAUUCCUCGGCCUGUUCUUCGCUUCUCUGGCACCAGAACUGAUACUCAUUGUUUGAAGUUGCCUCUAAAUGAUCUGGGUAUUGGAAAUUCUAGAGUUUCAUUUAGAGAGAAAGGUUCUAAUGGUAUUUUGAGCCGUGAUUUUUCUGAUUAUGGGCAUUUGAAAUACUAUGCAUCGCCAGCGAGGUGUGGUGGAAAGAAAGAGAAGAAUAAAGAGAUGACAACAGAGAAAAAGAAGCUUAAGUUGAUGAAAAGAUUGUCCAGGGACUUGCCCUUUUUUCUCAUACGGUCUCUGGCGAAGAGGGUUGCGAAAGCAACAGAGAUCUUGCUUGCAGAAUUGCAAAAUCUGAGAUUAGAGCAAGAGGGACAGAAGAGAAAGACAAAAGAAGAGAGGGCCACAUUGAUCAAAACUAGGCCCAAGUGUGUCUCCGAAUCAUCGGCGUCGAGUUCCUCUUCUUCCGAGCCAUCUUCAUCUGAGUCAAGUGACAGUGAUUGUGGUGAGGUAGUUUCCAUGAAACACUUGAAAAGCAAUGCUUUGAACCAAUUUACGGAGAUUGAAUCAAAAAAUACUAUUAAAGGAGAAGCAACUCAAGAAGAUCCCCGUACGGAGAUAGUAUUAGGGGCUAACGAUUCAAGUCCUCAAAAUCUCAGAGAAUCUUCCUGCAAUAUUGGACAUUACAAAGAGAGUUGUAAUUCAGAUGUUCCUCGUGAUAAUAGAAGUAAUGGCGGCACUAGUGUGGGAGCAUCUGGCAGGAAGGUUGUGAUAUGCAUGGGCGGGAAGUGUAAGAAAUUGGGAGCAACUGCUCUGCUAGAAGAAUUUGAAAGGAAGGUCGGAAUGGAGGGUACCGUUGUUGGGUGCAAGUGCAUGGGGAAGUGCAAGAACGGUCCUAAUGUUAGGGUUUAUAAUUGUCCUAGUGAAGCUGAAGGCAUAAAUGUGGAGGAUUUACUUAAUCCUAUAUGCAUUGGAGUUGGUUUGAAAGAUAUGGAUGUCAUGGUUACUUGA